Moesziomyces antarcticus is the source of this 2532-nucleotide messenger RNA. Its product is annotated as ribosomal protein L2. The record is from RefSeq and is a predicted model, not a curated record. NCBI's taxonomy places the organism in Eukaryota, Fungi, Basidiomycota, Ustilaginomycetes, Ustilaginales, Ustilaginaceae. Gene Ontology annotation, biological process: translation. The coding region runs from base 1 to 2532 and encodes 843 amino acids. Gene Ontology annotation, molecular function: RNA binding; structural constituent of ribosome; transferase activity. The transcript is spliced from 3 exons. Gene Ontology annotation, cellular component: ribosome; cytoplasm; nucleus.
AUGGACGAGCAAGAUCCCGGCCUGCACUUCUUUCCUGACGGCAAUGUCGACCUGUACGGCACGCUCGGCGUCGACAAAGACGCCACACAGGAACAAAUCAAAAAGGCCUACAAAAAGCUGGCGCUGAAGUUUCAUCCGGACAAGGUGCUCUCGUCGGCGUCGUCGGGCGGCGCCGAGGAUGCGAUCCAGCAGUUCCAAAAGAUCGGCUUCGCAUACGCCGUGCUCUCGGACGAGGUGCGUCGGCGCAAGUUCGACAACACCGGCUCCACCGCCGAGCUCAUGUUUGGCGAGGGCGAUGCGGAUUUCGACUGGAACGACUACUUCAAGCAGCUCUGGACCGGCGAAGUGUCGCGCCAGACGCUCGACGACUUUAAGCGCAAGUACCAGAACUCGUCCGACGAGAAGGACGACAUCCUCGAAGCGUACAACGACACCAACGGCGAUCUGGCGGGUAUCUUUGACCACGUCCCCUGCUGCGAGUUUGUUGCGGACGAGGCGCGCUUCGUCGCGCUCAUUGACGAUGCGAUUGCCGCCGGCGAGCUUCAGGCGACGCCCGCGUGGAAGCGCAGCAAGAGCGCCGAAGGCCGCAAGGCGCUGCGUGCCAAGGCGCAGGGCGAGGCGGCCGAGGCCGAGAAGCUCGCCCGGGAACUCGGCGUGUGGGACGACCUUUUUGGCGACGCCAAGGCCAAGGCCAAACCCACCAAAGCAGCCGGCAAGGACACCAAGACCAAAGCGGCGCGUGGAAAGGCCAAGUCGAGCAACGACGACGACGACGACCUCGGCGGCCUUGCAGCGCUGAUCCAGCGCAAGAAUCAGAACCGCGCGUCCAAGUUUGACGACAUGAUCGCCAAGCUCGAGGCCAAGGCGGGCGUCAAGGAGAAGCGUCCCACCGACGAAGAGUUUGACCGCAUCCAGGCCGACAUGCUCGCGCGCAAGAACGGCGGCGCAGCUGCCAACAAGGAGAACAAGAAGCGCACCGCAGCAUCGUCAGCGUCGACAGCAGCGUCGAAGAAGAAGGCCAAGAACGAAGCGAUCACAUCAUCCCGACCUUCACCCUUCACCUCGUCUCCACCGCAGCGAAACCACACUACGAUCAUGGUUGGCGCUGCAUUUGGGCGCGCCACGCUGCAGGCUGUGGCGCGCGCCACUACGGCGUCCAGCUCGUCGCUCGGAUUGUCGCCGUCAUCGUCGUCGCGCAUCACAGCGGCGCUGCAGGCGUCGGCACGCAGCUCUUCGCUUGGCCAAAGAUACCUACACGCAGUGUCGUCCACGACGCAGGUAGCCACUACGCCGCCCGUGGCGGUCAAGAUCACUUCGACUCCGGCGCAGCGCACGCGCAAGGAGCGUCGUACAGCGAUGAAGGAGCAGCGCAAGGCGGCGAAGCGCAAGAUCGCCGAGUCGAGCGUGUCGGCGCGGCUGGGCGUGUCGACGACGACGACGACGCCGUUCGUGCGCAAGGACCGACAGUUCAAGACGUUCAAGCCCAUCACGCGCUCCAUUCGCUGGUUGAGGCAGCCGCUCAACGAGCAUCUGCACUCGGGCAAGCCCGAGCGCUCGCUCACCAUCGCCAAGCGCUCCACCGCCGGUCGCAACCACCACGGCCACGUCACCGUGCGCGGUCGCGGCGGCGGUCACAAGCGCCGCAUCCGCCUCGUCGACUUUUACCGCUGGGAGAGCGGCGAACAGCACGUACUGCGCAUCGAGUACGAUCCCGGCCGCAGCGCGCACAUUGCGCUGAUCGAGCAUAAGCAGUCCAAGCGCAAGAGCUAUAUCCUCGCUCCGGAUGGGCUGCGUGCGGGUGAUACCGUGCAGAGCUACCGUCUGAGUGGCGCAAACGAGGCCAUCUCGCGCGCCGCCAAUAUCACCGACGAAGAGGUGUCGGCGGAUGGCACGCUGCUGUCCACCGAAGCGCUCUCCACCGACCCGGCUGCGCCACAGACGGCUGUGGAGCCAUCGGCAGCAUCCACCGAUUCGGGCGCGGGCACAAGUUCGUCGCUCGACCUCGGAAUUUUCCGCACGCAGGCGAUUCGACCGGGCAACUUCCUCCCGCUCCACCUCAUCCCCAUCGGCACCACCAUCCACUCGAUCACGAUGCACCCGCGGGGCCCUGCCAAGAUGGUUCGUUCCGCGGGAACGUUCGGCCAACUCGUUGCGUUCUCUGCACGCAGCGGUGCGGGCGAGUCGCAUGCGCAGGUUCGACUGCAGAGUGGCGAGGUGCGACUGAUCCCUUCGCGGUGCUGUGCGGCGAUUGGCACGGUGAGCAACAAGGAUCACCAGCACCGAAGGCUGGGUAAGGCAGGUAGGAGCAGGUGGCUGGGUCGACGACCCAAGGUGCGCGGUGUGGCGAUGAACGCCUGCGACCACCCACACGGCGGUGGACGUGGUAAGAGCAAGAGUAACAUGCAUCCUCGCUCUAUUUAUGGCCAUCUCACCAAGGGUGCGCGUACGCGCAAGCCGGGCACGCGCAGCGGCAACCAGAUGGUGGUGCGCGAGCGUCCGCGCAGGAACGGAAAGCGUCUCGGCAAGCCCUAA